Molecule: messenger RNA, 1999 nt
Organism: Clupea harengus (Atlantic herring)
Lineage: Eukaryota; Metazoa; Chordata; Actinopteri; Clupeiformes; Clupeidae
Gene: twf2b
Product: twinfilin-2-like
Exons: 11
Coding region: 578-1675 (365 amino acids)
Biological process (GO): barbed-end actin filament capping; actin filament depolymerization; regulation of lamellipodium assembly
Cellular component (GO): cytoplasm; myofibril; actin filament
Molecular function (GO): actin filament binding; actin monomer binding
Source: RefSeq, a predicted model, not a curated record
UGAUGGAAUUUGAGCCCGCACUUGCAGCACCUAGCUGAAAGGAUCCGGUCCGCGAUCCGAGAGAGCGAUAAUGUGUCUUUACCGUUCACACGGGAAUCGUUAUCUAACCGAUUAACCGCACAAGAGAGAAUUCAGGAAUAAUGAAGCUGUAACGCGAAUUUGGGAUAAAAACUUAUACCAACUGCUUUGGAAGUAGGCCAAGUGGAUGCAGAACCAGAAGUUAUCUGCCAGGACCUAAUGACUGCAUAUGUCAACAGGUACUUUUGGAUGAGGAACGCCCCUGUGUAGCAUCGAUAACAGGUUAUGCCAUUGACGCGAGAAGAAUUUCAGACCAGGUGGUUGACACAACGUAUCUAUUGACAGGCGCAAUAUUACGCAUCUCCCUCAGUUCCGCAGAUUAAGUUUCACAGGUUAGGAAUCCCCAAAGUUAGCCCCUGUGCGUUGAUAUCAUUGGCGCGGAAGUGCAGUUGGGACCACGCACACAGGUCCCAAUACGUUGUGGAGUACCUGUGUCACGCAAACGCUUUAGUGGGGUUUUGGCAGAGCCGGAGAAUACGUGCCUGGUACAACAGCCGUGAUGUCUCAUCAAACUGGUAUCCACGCUACACCUGAGCUGAGGGACUUCUUGGCCAAAGCCAGAGGGGGAGUAAUAAGGAUCAUCAAAAUUGUCAUUAGGAACGAGCAGCUGGUGCUGGGGGCAUACAGUGAGCCGUCUCAGAGCUGGGACCGCGACUAUGACCACUUCCUGCUGCCACUGCUGGACGCCCAGGAGCCCUGCUACAUCCUGUACCGGCUGGACUCUCAGAAUGCACAAGGCUAUGAGUGGCUCUUCAUCUCCUGGUCGCCUGACCACUGCCCUGUGAGGCUGAAAAUGGUGUAUGCUGCCACAAGGGCCACUUUGAAGAAGGAGUUUGGUGGAGGUCAUGUGAAAGAUGAAAUGUUUGGCACAGUUCAGGAGGAUGUGUGCUUCCAGGGGUACCUCAGACACAUGGCGUCCUGCUCCUCACCAGCCCCUCUGACCUCUGCCGAACAGGAGCUGCACCGAAUCAAACUCACAGAGGACAAGGUGGUGCGAGAUGAGCGCCGACGGCUACCCACUCCAAUAGGACGACCCAAGGUAAUGACAGAGAUCUGUGUUGGGAACAAGCUCCAAGGUCUAGCCUUCCCUCUCCAGGAGGAGGCCAAACGGGCUUUUGUGCAGCUUAAACACAAGCUCAUCAAUUACAUUCAGCUGAGAGUGGAUGUCGAGAAGGAGACCAUUGAACUAGUCCACACAAACCCCACAGAGACACGUGAUCUGCCAUUCCGCAUCCCCGCAAAUGCCCCCCGCUAUCACCUCUUCCUGUACAAACACUCCCAUCAGGGACAGCUUCUGGAGUCUCUGGUGUUCAUAUACUCUAUGCCAGGCCAUAACUGCAGCAUUAAGGAGAGGAUGCUGUAUUCCAGUUGUCUAAACCGACUUUUAGAUGAGGUGGAGCGAGACUACCAUCUUGAGGUCGCCAAAAAGGUGGAGAUUGACAGUGGCGAAGGGCUGACAGAGGAGUUCUUAUAUGAAGAGGUGCACCCCAAGUCGAAUUCCGUGAAGCAGACUUUCGCCAAGCCCCGUGGACCCCCUGGCAAGAGGGGCAACAAACGCCUCAUCAAGGGGGGAGGAGAGAACGGGGAGGAGAGCUAAACCAGCACCCUAACAACAAUGUCUGCCUCUGCUCUGCUUAUUUCUUCCUAGGCUUACGCUAUUAGCUGGCUUUAUCCUCUGCCUGAGCCAAGUUGCCUUCAUCUUCUCCCUUUUUUGUCUUAUUUUGCUGUAGUGUGGUGACCUCACCCAUCCUUCAUUCUAUUUCCACCCAUACUCCUCUGUUCUUAAUCCAAGAGCACAGUGAAGACAGGGAGUUAAUGCUGAUUAAUCAGUUAAUAAGAAUGCUACAUAUUUUUCACAUAUAAAAUGAACGAUCAUCACCAAAUAAAAUAUUUUUUCUUGUACAUUUAGGCCUAACCAGCA